Messenger RNA from Phacochoerus africanus (Common warthog), 3154 nucleotides. RefSeq names its product SEC22 homolog C, vesicle trafficking protein (gene SEC22C). Lineage: Eukaryota; Metazoa; Chordata; Mammalia; Artiodactyla; Suidae. The transcript has 10 exons. The coding region runs from base 701 to 1612 and encodes 303 amino acids. Gene Ontology annotation, biological process: endoplasmic reticulum to Golgi vesicle-mediated transport. The record is from RefSeq and is a predicted model, not a curated record.
GAGUCGGGACAAAUACCGCGAGAGCACGGUCUCGAAGGAAGUGAUUAACCUAAGGGAGUACGCGUACGUGGGCGUGCCUGGGAGCUCAAGGAGCCGCCAGCUGAAAGACUGAUUUUAAGUUAGAAAUGGGACGGAACGUAGCAGUCAAAUGGUCUGACCUCAUUUAACAGAAAAAGGAUGAGCCAGGGAUCCAUGAUGAGAAAGCAGCCAAAGCUCUCAUCUCCUGAGACUAGUUUUCUGUGUGCUCUCCUCCACAUCCCUGUUGUUACUGGCUGACAUGAAGAAGUCUUUGCAAGGAGCACAAUUCAAGUUUUGAAAAGGAAGCCACAACUGACUCCAGGAUUCACAAUGUACUGUCCAUAUGGUCUUAGGCAGCCGGCCAUCGGUGACUUCGUCCAGCCCCAGACUGGGGUAUGUCCCUCCGGGUCGGACUUUGACUCCUCAUCCAAGCUGGCAGGACGCUGUGCUCUUUGGUUUGCCUAUCUCGGGCCUCCAGCCUAGCAGCGCAGACAGCUGAACUCGCCGCCAGGGCGUGUUGCGUCGUCACGCAGAACCUCCCUGCUUCUACCCAUCAGUCCCGUCCGCUACCCAGGCAGGAAUCGAGCUUAAACUACGAAAUUUCGUCGCACCUCCGGACGUGGGGAUUACAAUUUUGGACCUCAGACCCACUCGGGUGUCCUCAUGACUUCUUUUGCGGACCAUGUCCAUGAUCCUUUUUGCCUGUGUGGUAAGGGUAAGGGAUGGACUGCCUCUCUCAGCCUCCACUGACUUUUACCACACCCAAGAUUUUCUGGACUGCAGGAGACGGCUCAAGACUUUAGCCUUGCGAUUGGCCCAGUAUCCAGGUCGAGGUUCUGCAAAAGGACGUGACUUCAGUAUCCAUUUCUCUUCUUCGAGGGAUGUGGCCUGCAUGGCUAUCUGCUCCCACCAGUGUCCAUCUGCCAUGGCCUUCUACUUCCUGGAGACCCUGUGGUGGGAAUUCACAGCUUCCUAUGAUACCACCUGCAUUGGCCUAGCCUCCAGGCCAUACGCCUUUCUCGAAUUUGACAGUGUCAUUCAGAAAGUGAAGUGGCAUUUUAACUAUGUAAGUUCUACCCAGAUGGAGAACAGCUUAGAAAAAAUUCAGGAGGACCUCAAGUUCCAGCCCCCAGUGGUUCUCACUCUGGAGGACACAGAUGUGGCUAAUGGGGUGAUGAAUGGUCACACACGGAUGCACUUGGAACCUGCUCCUAAUUUCCGAAUGGAGCCAGUGACGGCCCUAGGUGUUCUUUCCCUUAUUCUCAACAUCAUGUGUGCUGCCCUGAACCUCAUUCGUGGAAUUCACCUUGCAGAACAUUCUUUACAGGUUGCACAUGAAGAAAUUGGAAAUAUCCUGGCUUUUCUUAUUCCUUUUGUAGCCUGCAUUUUCCAGUGUUACUUGUACCUGUUCUAUAGUCCAGCCAGAACUAUGAAGGUGGUGCUGAUGCUGCUUUUCAUUUGCCUGGGCAACAUGUACCUGCAUGGGCUGAGGAACCUCUGGCAAAUCCUUUUCCACAUAGGAGUGGCUUUCCUGUCUUCACAUCAGAUACUGACGAGGCAGCUUCAGGAGAAGCAGUCUGACUGUGGAGUGUGAGGAUGACAUUGUGGGAUGAAUAGAUCCGUUGAUUUCCUUAUGAGGGUCAUCAGUGUUUCCCUUUCUGCUUCUUGACUUCACCUCAAGUUUCCAUCCUUGAAGUUCCUUUCGACUAAAGCAGACUGCCACCGAGAAUUGGGGAUUUUUCACAGGUGCAGUUGAAAGCAUGAGGUUGUUUGACACCCAGUCCUGGUUUUGUCCUGAGUGUUACUGCGGAAUUUCCAGUUCAGCUCGUUUACUUUGGACAGCAGAAUCGGGGGCUCAUUCAGAAGGAGCAUUAGUGGAAGACCAAAAUGGAAUUAUUUUGGUCUUUUAAAUCGAAUGAUGCAAUAAACCACUAGAUUCAAUAACACUAGUUUUAGUAAUUAGCGGUUGUCUCCGAGGAACCACUUAAAAAUCUAUAUCAGCUUUUCAAUCUAAGUGUGACUUGGUCAGUUUUUUAGAGGAUCAGUACAGGGUGAAUUAAAAACUUUAAAAAGUGGUUUAUAAUGAUAAGCUAGAUAAAUUCUGUUUACAUUUUUUGAUAACAGAUCUGAUAUGAUACCUUUAAAAUAUUUAUAUUUUGGAUAUAAAUUGAACUUAUCUUUAUUUGGGGUAAGGACAAACUUGAGCUGAGAAAAUAGUUAAGAAAGCUGAAUUUAAUUUAUUUAUAACUUUUUGUGGUGGUGGGACUGUAGGGGUACAGAAAUGUUUUGUAUUUAUUUGCAGGGUUUCUGAAUAUUUUAAAAAUUGGGUCACCAGUACUACUGGAUCAUAAGCUUUUAAGCAUGAGCGGAAAUGAGAAUUUCAGGAUUUCUUGCAGUUGGCCACAAACUGGAGCAGGCACAGAGCCCUCGGUACCUGUGGUGUUGGGUCCUCCAGGAUCCAGAGAGGCCAGUUCUGCUGGUUGGACCAAACUUCAUGGCCCGUCAGAAGACCCAAAUGAGAAAAGCUCUGAUUCUCCCAUCUGUGGAGCAGUGAUGUCAAAAUUCUGUUGCUCGGGAAACAUCAUUGGCAGAGAACCUGUGAAAAGAGGCUUGUCAGUAAAAUCUGGGAAUGACCGGAUAUGGAAACAUCUGCCCUUGUGUACCGAUGGCAGAGCUGUUGCCCACAAGCGUUUUUUAUUUAGGAUAAAAUUAUCAAAUCCAUUCUGUUCCUCUACCCUGUGCUUGGUACACAUGACCUUCUUUAACCCUUAUAUGAUUCUGGGGUGGUUUCAGAAGUGAUGUGACUCCCAGGAUUCCAUUUUGUUUAAUGGACUUUUCUACUAAGGGCAUAAAAGAUUGAGGCUGAUUUAGCCAGGGCAAAACCAUUUACUUUCAUGUAUUCAUUUUGAAUGCUUGCUGUCCAUAUUAUAUAAGCUUCUUACUGUUUUCGUGUAAUAACAAAGAUCUAUUUUGAGUAAAUGAUGAGUACAUUUUAACAAAAUUUUACACAGUAGUAAAGCCAAAUUGUGUUAAUGUAGGUAAAGAAUGUUGUAUAGCCAUUUAUAUACUAUGUAUAUAUAAAUUCAAUGAGGUGGCUUCAGGAGUGGGAGGAGAAUAAAUCUAAGGUGCUUAUUGA